Haemonchus placei is the source of this 1224-nucleotide messenger RNA. NCBI's taxonomy places the organism in Eukaryota, Metazoa, Nematoda, Chromadorea, Rhabditida, Trichostrongylidae. The record is from the annotation of a GenBank genome assembly.
AUGGUGGCAAACGGUAACACUUUCCUCUUCACUUCGGAAUCCGUGUCUGAAGGACAUCCGGACAAGAUGUGUGAUCAGAUCUCUGAUGCAGUCCUCGAUGCACAUCUGAAGGUGGAUCCUGACGCAAAAGUUGCAUGUGAAACGGUAACUAAAACGGGUAUGAUCAUGUUGUGUGGCGAAAUCACAUCUAAGGCAAAUAUCGAUUAUCAAACGCUCGUUCGUGAAGUUGUCAAGAAAAUCGGCUACGACGAUUCAAGCAAGGGUUUUGACUACAAGACUUGCAACGUUCUCGUCGCUCUCGAGCAACAGAGUCCUGAAAUUGCGGCUGGUGUUCAUCAUGACAAGAACGAGAUUGAUGUCGGUGCAGGAGAUCAGGGUAUCAUGUUUGGUUAUGCCACGGACGAGACGGAGGAAGCCAUGCCGCUUACUCUCCAGCUAGCCCAUCAGUUGAACGAGAAGCUUCAUGCAAUGCGUCGAAGUGGUGAGCUUCCUUGGGUCCGCCCUGAUUCGAAGUCUCAGGUGACAAUCGAGUACAAAUUUGACGGUGGUGCUUGCGUUCCUGUUCGUGUUCACACUGUUGUGUUAUCCACCCAACAUUCGCCGGAUAUCUCUUUGGAACAACUGAGGAAAGAAAUUCUUGAAAAGGUUAUUCGAGCUGUGAUUCCUGCACAUUUCCUUGACGAUAAGACUGUCUUCCAUCUGAAUCCAUGUGGUGCCUUCGUGAUUGGUGGACCAAUGGGAGAUGCUGGUCUGACUGGGCGCAAAAUCAUCGUUGACACGUACGGAGGUUGGGGAGCUCAUGGAGGUGGUGCCUUCUCCGGGAAAGACCCCACCAAGGUUGACCGCUCAGCUGCGUAUGCUGCACGAUGGGUUGCCAAGUCUCUGGUCAAGUCUGGCAUCUGCCGUCGUUGCCUCGUCCAAGUAUCUUACGCCAUUGGAAUCGCCGAACCCCUUUCCGUGAUGGUGUUCUCCUUUGGAACUUCCGCUCUCAAUGAAAGCGAACUCCUCCAGAUUGUCAAUGAUAACUUCGAUCUUCGACCGGGAAUGAUCAUUAAGGAACUGAAACUCAAGAGGCCCAUCUACGAACCAACCGCAGAGAAUGGCCACUUUGGUCACAAGUCUUUCCCUUGGGAACAACCUAAGCCAUUGAAGAUCUCACCUGAGCUUCUCAAGAAGAGUCACCAGCCGGCUCGUUCAGAAGAUGUCGGUGCAAUUGCCCACUAA